This is a messenger RNA of Vespa crabro (European hornet), 3830 nucleotides long. Its product is annotated as 5-methylcytosine rRNA methyltransferase NSUN4. Gene Ontology annotation, biological process: rRNA methylation. Gene Ontology annotation, cellular component: mitochondrial large ribosomal subunit. The coding region runs from base 627 to 2132 and encodes 501 amino acids. The transcript has 11 exons. The record is from RefSeq and is a predicted model, not a curated record. NCBI's taxonomy places the organism in Eukaryota, Metazoa, Arthropoda, Insecta, Hymenoptera, Vespidae. Gene Ontology annotation, molecular function: methyltransferase activity.
ACGUAUGGUGUUUAUAUGUGCAUAUGAGAGAGAGAGAGGGAGAGAGAGAGAGAGAGAGAGAAAGAGAGUAAGAGGGUACAACACCGCACCCCGUUUGCUCUUCUUGGCUUUCUUCCUUCUCUUCGAAGGAGAAGCCGUCGUCGGGAACGGUGAAAUGAUGACGAUGACGAUCGUCUUGUCCAUGCGAGUGUUCUCCUUCACGUCCCUCUUGAGAAUACGGUGAACUCUGCUUAUACGGUUUUCGUCUUCUCUCUCAUCUCCAUUCUCUCGUUAAGGGGAAAGAGAGGAAGAAAAAGAGAGAGAGAGAGAGAGAGACUUUCACCGAGAAAUGCUAUGCCAGUUCGGAGGGCUAUAGGGUUAUCAUCCGGGCUUCUCUCUCCUUUUACGACUUACGCUUUUGGCGCGGAAUUUAUGCGACGGUAUGACUUCACGCUGCACUCUCGUCCUCCUUUUUGAACGUUCGCACGUCCUUCUUUAGGAUACGAUUUGCAUUUUCACUUACGUAAUCCGAAACCGAAAUUUUCUUGCAACGGUCUAAUAUAAAGUUCGACAAAGUCAAACAAUUAAAAAAAUUUUCAGAAUGAAUAUCAAGUGAUCAGACUAGAUUUAAUCAUUGUCAUCUCAAAAUGGCAUUUUUAAUUAAAUGGUUGAAAGCCCAAGAAUUGUUAAAAAUAUUUGUUAGAUUUAAGCAUGGUUCAAAUCAUUGGUCUGUAAUUAGGAAGGAAAAGACACAUAAGAACAGAGCAUUGGCAUAUUUUGACGACUUCUAUGAUAAAGUAUAUGGAAAAGCGUGGAAGGACAUAAGAACCGCAUUGCUACAAGAGGAAAACAAAUAUAUAGCAGUGGUUAAUAAUUUUAGCGAUGUGAAAAGAAUACAAACGUCUUUGGAGAAUUCUGGGGCGAUAAAUUUGAAGUUAAUAUAUGAUGCAUUUAUGGAAAAUGUACAAGAUCAAAGGUUUCAAAAGAAGUCAAAGGAAACUAUUAAGUUAAAUGAUCGAAUGGAUAAUAUAAUAUCAGAAAGACAAAUAUCAAAAGUACAGUCGGUUUAUCCAAUUGAUUAUAAAUCAUCUCCAGAUUCACUGACUUAUACAGAGAACAAUGAUAGUAACAUCAAUAUUAAUAAAUCAUUAGAAUUAGUACAUUUAAAAUCUAUAGCAGAAGAUUCAAAUGAUGUGAACAUUGACAGCAAUCGUAUUGUUCUUCCCUCUGAUGGUUUAGCAGGACUUUAUGAAUUUGUACCAGUAACAAAAUUGAAAGGUAUGGAUGAAUGGGUUUUAGAAUCUGAACAUUAUGAAUAUUAUCAAAAAGCAGCUGAUUUUAAGAUACCCGUGGAAAAAGAGAAAAUUUUAUCUUUUCCAAAACAUCUUAAAUUGUAUACAUAUGAAGAGUUUAGCGAAGAAAAAUUUUCAGUCCCAAAAAAAGGAUCCACUGGAGUAUUAGAUUAUUAUCUUUUUGAUGGAGGCUCAAUACUACCUAUCUUGGCUCUUGACAUACAAUUAGGUGAUUAUGUAUUAGAUAUGUGUGCAGCACCUGGAGGCAAGACUCUAACAAUUUUGCAAACACUUAUGCCCAAUUUAGUGGUAGCAAAUGAUCUCUCGCAGUCUAGAGUAAACAGAAUAAAAAAAGUAUUAAAUCAAUACAUAGCAGAUAUAGGACAGUUAAAUGACAAAUUGUUUAUAACAGAAGAAGAUGCACGUAAAAUUAAUGAUAAAGACGUAUAUAAUAAGAUACUUGUUGAUGUCCCAUGUACAACAGAUAGACAUGUAUUACAUGAAAAUAAUAACAAUAUUUUUAAACCUACAAGAAUUAAAGAAAGAUUGCGAAUGCCAGAAAUCCAAGCAGAUAUUUUAUUCAAUGCAUUGCAAUUAGUAACUGUUGGUGGUACUGUCGUAUAUUCUACCUGUUCUCUUAGCCCUAUACAAAAUGAUGGGGUUAUACAAAUGGCACUAAAACGAAUGUGGGAAGAAAGUAAUACUGUUAUAAUUGUAAAAGAUAUGUCGGAUGCAUUAGAUCCAUUGCAAACAUUGUUUAAUUUUGGAAAUUUUGGCUUGAAACAUGGACAUAUUGUCAUACCUACUAUUGGUUAUAAUUGGGGUCCUAUGUAUUUUUGUAAAAUGGUUAAAUUAAAAUGAUGAAGGUAAGGUAGUUAAAUCAUACUUACUUAAUUUAUUAAUAAAUUAUAUAUAUAUAUAAAAGUUGUAGACAUAAUAAUAAUAAAUUUAUAAAAGUAUAAAAAUAAUCUGUAAAAAAUGUACCAAAUGUAAAUAUUUCUGUGUUAGUUUAACUAUUAAAGCAUAGGUAUUUUAAUUUAUAUUUACAAUUAAGUAAAGUAAUUUAUAUUUCCAAUAUUGUAACAGUUUUUAAGUAAUUUUGUACCUUUACAUUAUGAGACUUUUUUACACCACAUUAAAAUAUGCAUAUUUCAUACAAAAAUGUUAAAAUUUACAUUAAUAGUAGCAUAUCCCAGCGUCUAUAAUAAUAUAUAGCGUCGAUAUGUAUACACCAUUGGUUUUCUUUGAUCUUUUGUUAAUACAUUGCAGUUUUUGCUAAUCUCGCACUCUUUCAACUGUGCUAUAUAAUAGACGCGCAUCUCAAUAAGUUAUGAGGUUAAUUCUUAGACUUCAUCACGUUCCACAUGUUUACAAGGAAAAUUAUUUAUGUCAUAAAUGUGUGACAAAUUGAAUAAUUAUAUACGAUUAAAUAACAUAGAUACAAUGAAUCGUGGGAUCAUAUAGAUGGAUCUAUUGUGAAAACCGAAGAGAAUGCAGCUACGUGAAAGAUUACACAGAAAGACUAAAAACUCUCGGCCUAAUUAUAAAUCUAAGUGUUAAAUCAAGCGAGUUCAAACAUAUAAAAUGGAAAAAAUGUCAUUAAAAAUAUAAGAAAUAAUCAAAAAUAUCUAUGAAUGUGAAGAUCUUACUAUGAGAUGAUGUAUACUCUUUAAACCGAUCGAAGCAAAAAAUAAACCAAAGUAUGGCACAGUAUGUAAAUCCAUUUAUUCAAAAAGUAGAAUAAUUAGAUGAAUUUGGCAUACAAUCAUUAAUGCUUGUUAGUUAAUUCAUUGUCUAAUGAAUAUGAAACAGUCAACAUAACUAUUGAAUCCAAAAAAGAGAAUCUAUAUUUAAAAAAUUUUUAAUAAAAUUAAUGAAAAAAGAUAUAACAAAAACAGAUAUCAAAUAAUGAACAAUGUCAACCUGAUAGAGAAGAAGCAUUAUCAUUAUAAGUACUAUUAUUAAAUAGAAACACAUGUGAAUAAAAAAGUUAUUUAGCAAGAUAAACUAGAAAUAGAAGAAAAAGUAUAGCUAAGAGAAAUUACGAAGAUUUAUGUCCACUCACGAUAAAACAAUGAUAAAUAUUUGUUAAUUAGUUUAGAUUUGAUAAAUUUUACAUGUGAAGAUAACGUAGAUAUUAAAAUGAAUACAAAAAAGAAAGAGAAAAGAAACUAAUACAAAAGAAAGUAAUGAAAAAAGAAAGAAAAAGGAAAAAAGAACAACAACAUUUCAACCAGCAAUCCCGUGAUUAAUAAUCUGGAACACUUUGAACAGUACAAAAGAGCUGAUACCAGCAUUAAAACUACUCCAGCCACGAGAGGCUGUAUGUAAUCUAAAAUUCAAAGAAUUGGAAAAUGUGAUAGACCAAGAAAGUUAUAUAAUUCAUCAAUGACAGCUCAAAAUGAUCAGUAUGUUGUAAAGAAAGUUAUAGAUAGUCUAAAAAGAGAAUUGUGACUAGAGGCAGUUAAGGUUAAAAGAAAACAAGAUCGAUUGGUGGACAAAUUCAAAGCGAAAUUAAUUGCGAAGGAAUUGAUUAUGAGGAGGUUUUCGUUCCAGUUG